This is a messenger RNA of Venturia canescens, 5235 nucleotides long. RefSeq names its product Protein tyrosine phosphatase Meg2 (gene Ptpmeg2). Bases 399 to 2378 code for a protein of 659 amino acids. The record is from RefSeq and is a predicted model, not a curated record. Gene Ontology annotation, molecular function: protein tyrosine phosphatase activity. Gene Ontology annotation, biological process: protein dephosphorylation. The transcript is spliced from 10 exons. NCBI's taxonomy places the organism in Eukaryota, Metazoa, Arthropoda, Insecta, Hymenoptera, Ichneumonidae.
UUCAGGGACAAAACUAAUCGAAGAACUCGAACAAGUGUGUUGUCUGUCACGUAUGAGGGAACACACAGCGUGGUUGUCGUUUCAUCGAGACAUGAUACUCAAUUUUUUUUCUACUCACGCAUUACGUACGAAAUUUAUUAGCCAAAUAAAUCGAGCUCUUGCUCCUUUUUGAUUUUUUUGGCGAACUGACGCUUCUUCAUGUGUGUGCUUGUGUUUGCGUUUGCAUGCGUGUGUCAAUCGUACUCUUGACACUUUUGACGACCAAUCUGUCAUGAUAAACGUCAAGUUUUUAUCGUAAUAAAAUAAACAACAAAUAACUUGUGCUUUGGAAAACAAGGAGAGCGAGAGAGACCCAGCUAUAUUUAUAGUUUCGGCGUGUUUUCGUGUGUUGAUCCAAGAUGGCUGCCGCGUUAACCGUCGAACAAGAACAAGCUACUAAAGAAUUUAUAGAAGCGGUUAACAAGUGUCGAGCCGGAAGAAGAGCGGGUCCGGUGUCUUGGAGCACCGCCGUUAAGUUUCUAACAGCAAGAAAAUUCGAGGUUUCAAGGGCUUUGGCCCUUUACGAGCAGCACGAAGCGACGAGGAGGCGGGAGGGUUUGGCGCUACUUUAUCCGAGCCAAGAGCCACUUCUCAGCGAGCUGCGAACCGGAAAAUUCACCGUUUUGCCAUCGAGGGACGCGACGGGCGCAGCGAUCGCGAUAUUCACCGCACAUUUGCAUCUGCCGCAAAACACAACGCACCAAACGACUCUGCAGGGUGUCGUGUAUCAAUUGGACGCAGCACUGGAGAGUGUCGAGACCCAGAAGCACGGAUUGGUCUUUAUCUAUGACAUGUCCGACAGUAAAUAUCAGAACUUCGAUUACGAUCUGUCGCAAAAAAUUCUCACGCUGCUGAAGGGUGGCUAUCCAGCAAAAUUAAAAAAAGUACUGAUAGUAACGGCCCCGCUUUGGUUCAAGGCCCCCUUCAAAAUAUUGCGACUUUUCGUCCGUGAAAAAUUACGCGACAGAGUGUUCACGGUGUCCAUACCACAGUUGACGCUUCACAUACCCAGGGAAUCGUUACCACGACGUUUAGGUGGCACCUUGGAGGUGCGACAUGAAGCGUGGCUGCUCCACUGUCUCAAGUCCAUGACGAAUCGUAGUGGAGGUGAACUCUGCGAGGUUACCCCAAGAGUGGGUAGUCCUCUAUCGCCCACAUCGAAGAGCCAAACAAUAAGCGAAAACCCGGUGGAAACACCGGCGAGUAAUCCGACGAGUCCUGUCAACGAGAAGCACAAAGGAAAAAAUGGGGUUGUCAAUAUCGGCGACAUCGAGAUAACGAACGGUGACACGUGGAUCGGAAGCGAUGAAGCACCCUCGCCCGUACAGCCACCCUCCUCUGCCAGCUCCGGCUUCAGUGACGAUGACAGCCUCCACGGAGACGUCGGCCUGCAGGCUGUCACGAUGGAACAACUUAUCGAGGCCAUUCACUCCCGAGGCCGGGCUGGUCUUGUCGCCGAUUACGUUGAAAUCAAACAACGACCGCCCGACGGUUCAUUCAACAAUGCCAAACUCCGACCGAACCAAUCGAAGAAUCGUUACACGGACGUUCUCUGUUACGAUCACACGCGAGUGUGCUUGUCGCAGAUCGACGGUGACGCAACCUCCGAUUACAUAAACGCGAAUUUCGUCGAUGGUUAUAAGCAAAAAAACGCUUUUAUCAGUACGCAAGGACCGUUGCCAAAAACUUGCGGUGAUUUUUGGCGAAUGAUAUGGGAACAACAGACUCUCGUUGUCGUUAUGACCACGAGAGUUGUGGAACGUGGUCGAACAAAAUGUGCCCAAUAUUGGGGCCCCGAGCCUAGGGACGAAGUUUCGGCUGGUAAUUUCACCGUGACGACUCUCGAGGUCGAAACGAAUCCAGAUUAUACGAUAUCCAUGUUACUCCUCACGAAUAAGAAGACUGAAGAGACUAGAGAAGUUUGUCACAUGUUGUACACAGCCUGGCCGGAUUACGGUGUCCCCCAAUCGGCCAAGGCAUUAUUACAGUUCCUGUCUCUAGUCAGGCAACAACAAAACAAAUUAUUGGCGAAUCGCGGUGACACGUGGGCCGGACAUCCUCGUGGUCCGCCAAUAGUGGUCCACUGUAGCGCCGGUAUCGGAAGAACAGGAACAUUUUGCACGCUGGACAUUUGCAUAUCCCGAUUGGAGGACACGGGCACCGUUGAUAUUCGCGGGACAGUCGAGCGAAUAAGGGCGCAGCGUGCACACAGUAUUCAAAUGCCGGAUCAGUAUGUAUUUUGCCAUCGAGCGCUGGCCGAAUACGCUCUCUCGCGAGGUAUCCUGAACACGCAGCAUCUUGCCAUGUUGCCACCGACCGUCGAAGAGGACUCCGAUUAGGUUUACUCCAAAUUUUCGUUGAAUUAGAAAUUUAUAUAUAUUAUAUAUAUUUUUUGUGUGCAUAUAUAGAUAAAUGAAUAAAUAAAUGAAUAGAUAAUAAGUGAAGAAAGCAUAAAUGGAUAAAUAUAAGCAUAUUUAUAUUUUCAUUUUAUUUAUUCAAUUUUUUAUUUGCAUAAACGAAUGAAUAAAUAAAUAAAUAUUGAUGUAUAUAUUUAUUAUUUAACAAUGAUAUAAAUAUAUGCUUGAUAACAUUAAUAUUUAUAAAAAAAAAAACUAUUCAUUUAUUUAUUGAUUUAUGAUCGAAUAUAUACGCACAAAAAAAUCACUACAGAUUCCCGACGAAUAAAUAGAGCGCGCGUAUUAGUUUUUCAUACUUUUCUUCUCCGGAGAAUACGAAAAGAGCAAAAGGCAACUCUGAUGUUUAACCGAGCGCAAAAGGCUAUAGAAAAAUCUAUUGAAAUCCGGGAAACUUUCGCUUCCUACGAAGAUAGUAGACAUUGGAACGGAAGUUGAUGGGGGGCAAAGAAUUUUCGAAUAUCGAAAAACUACACUUUUGUAUCGAAUUUUGUGUGUACGUGUGCAUGUGCGUGUGCGUGCGUGAAUCUCGAUGUUCAGAGAGAAAGGAAAUAAUCAUGAAGAAAAUGAAAAGUAACGACGAGAAGGAAAGUGAGAGGGAGAGAUAAAGAGAAUUUUAAAAACGAAUAUUUGUUUCUAGUCUCGCGAAAAUAUUUCGAAAAUUUCAAAAUUUCGAUUAAAAAUAUAAAAAAUCUCGCACUGUUCGCACGUGGAGGGAGAUAUUUAACGUAGAUCAUAAUUUUGUCCAGCGCAAUCUCUUCCGAUCGGACGGAGGGUAAGAGAAAAAUGAUGAAUCGGAAACUUAAUUGUACGUUCAAACGAUCUAUUACGAGCUCGCUAUAUAUUUAAAUAUGCAUAAAUAGUAUUAUUUUUCAUACAAAUAUGAACAAUAAUAUUAUGUAUGGUGACACAAUAUAAAUGAGUAUUUUUUGGUGAGCGGAGACUUCGGAUUUGGCUCUCCAUUGCUCGAGACAUCGACUCAAAGAAAUGAAAGAAAAAAAACACGAACACACACUCAAAAACAAUCGCAGAAAUACAAAUAGUUACUAAAAACUAAGGAAACGAAGGCAACGUAAGAAACGGGCAAGUGGUUCCCACUCUACAAUCUAAAACGCUUUUCAUUCUUCCACUGAAAUGAAAAAAAAAAAAAACAAAAAAACAAAAAAACAAGAAAAGAAACGUUUACUAUUCGCUCUAGAAACAAACUGAAGAAGAAAAUUAAAUGGAAAAUUCGUACGAAUGUAUAAACGAGAGAAUAAGAGAGACGGAGAGAGAGAGCAAGAGGGGCAGGGGAGAGAGGAAUGAAAUCGAAUUACCGUAAAUCCAUAGAUUUUGCAAUUUUAGAAACGUUUAAGGAUAAUAUUGUAAAGAACAAGAAGAAAAACAUAAUUUUUCAUCUUACCUCGAUGUUUAGCUCUCUAAGCCUUUUUUAGUUUUCUUUUCCCAUGAAAGAACGCUGCUCUUUUUUCCCUCGGACGGCGAAAUGGCGCAAAUUCGAACAAUCGGUCGUGAAGAAAACAUUUAUCGUUUCAUUUUCAAAUGUGCAAUGGCAUUUUGAUUGGAAAGAAAAACACUGAAAAAGGAGAGAGAAAAAAAAUACAAAAAAAAUACGUGUAUGAAUCGUCGCCAUUUCUCAAAUAAUGAAUGUCGAAAAUAUCACUGUAAUCCAUAAAUUAUGUUCUAUGUGAGACUGUGGAAAAAAGGAAGAAGGAAGUGAGGAAAGCUAGGGAAACGUCGCUGCGUUUUCUGAACUCGAGCAGAUAGCUCUGUUCAAACUUUUACUGAUUUUUUAUACCUUUUUUUCAUUCUAUAUGAAACAACAGUAGAACAACUACAAACGACCGAGAAAAAACGAUCAAUUAAUUACUUUCUUGAUAUUUGACAUGCACAAAUGAUGAAAAGUCACUUUUUCAAAAAAAGUUUUUUACUCUUUCUUUUUCUUCUUUACUGAUUGAAUCAUGAUUUUUACACCCGUCAAUUAAAGCAAGGGAGUAUGUGGUCCGCAAACACACAAGGGCAUUCACACAAAAUUUUAUCGACCAAUCAAAUUUAUGAUCGUUACACAUUUUUUUGUUAACGGGUUGUGUGUAGUAUUGAAAAACUGAAUUAUUAUUAUUAAUACUAUUGUAUUAUUAUUAUUAAUAUUAUUAAGAUCAUUAUUAUUUUGGGUAAGAGUCUCAGUUUAUCCGAUGUUCGCACAGUAGGAAGAAAAAGUAAUAAUAAUGCUCGCCUGUGCUCGUCUCUACCAAAAAGUAUGAAUUAAUUUAAAAAAUAGUUUCCGCCGAUACAAGUUGAGCGAUUUUGAAAGAAUGGGGAAACGAGAAAGAUAAGUGAAAUAAAAUAUAAUGGUAAUUCAUGUUUUUCCGCCAAUUACUGUAAAAAGUGAAUAAUGAUAAAUAUGGAAAAUUGGUUUUGAACGACUCAAAGUCGAAUGUGCAGAAAAAAAGAGAAAAAUUAAUUGUUUUCAUCACAUUUAUGUAUAUGUAAAUUUUCUUUUUGGUCAGAGUAAUUUUAGACAAAGACUGUGUUCUCAAAAAUGUACGGGAGAUAAACUCGAAAAAUUUUGGUGAACUGAUAAUCGAAAUAGGAAUUUGAAGAAUUUGGAAUUAUAUUGUGAAUGAGGGACUUUGAAAAUUUAGGUUUUUGGAAAAUAUUGUGGGAAAAGAGGGGAGAGAUUUUGAAAAAAAAAACAUGUGGAAAAUUGUAUAUACCAUGACCUUGAAUUAUUGUCGCACUUGUAUCUAAUUAAUAAUUAUUUAAUAUAUUGCAGAUAUAAAUGGUA